This is a messenger RNA of Chaetomium globosum CBS 148.51, 417 nucleotides long. RefSeq lists its product as uncharacterized. The transcript is spliced from 2 exons. NCBI's taxonomy places the organism in Eukaryota, Fungi, Ascomycota, Sordariomycetes, Sordariales, Chaetomiaceae. Bases 1 to 417 code for a protein of 138 amino acids. The record is from RefSeq and is a predicted model, not a curated record.
AUGCCUCUCGCCAACACCCUCCCCACCGGCUCCAAGCCCAGCACUCCCGGCCUAGCCCCAUCCACCAUCACCCGCGUGACGCUCGCCAGCGGCUACCGCGCCUACCACCCCUCAGGCGACAGCAGCAGCAGCAGCAGCAGCCUCGCCGCCCAGCCACCCAAGCCCAAAAAGACCGUCCGCUUCGUUGUUGGGGAGGAGGAGAGCGCUGCGCUGACGGAGGGGUCGGAUUCGGAGGAUGGUGACGAGUAUGAUUUUGUAAACGACUUCUCGCUUGAGGAGGCGGAGGGUUGGGUGCCGGUUAUGGUGGCGGAGGAGGACCACGGAGACGACUGGAUGUCGUUGACGGGCUCUUGGAUCAAGAUGGGGGAUGCACCCGGCGAUGUCAAGAAGGUUCAGGAGAAGGUGGUGGCUGGUUGA